AAUAUUUCAUCAGACGAUACAGCUGUUGCAACUGUUCAAACUGUGUAUCAAAAUCCACAACAUCCACUCGCCCGAUCAAAUUUACAACGACGUAAACAAACACUUCUCAAAUAUUUACCCGUCAAGUUACGAGGGCCCAAAGGGGAAAUUAACAUUAUCGCUUUUAUUGACGAAGGCGCAAAGAUAUCGCUGUUGGAGGAAAAGGUAGCAGACGUUGUCGGCCUCAAAGGCAAAUCCGAUUUACUUCGGCUGAAGUGGAUCGGCAAUCAAAGCAUGAGCGAACAGUCGCGGCAAGUGUCGUUUGAAAUUGCCGGCGCAAGUGAAACAGCAACGAGUUACCAAAUGAGGGGAGUGCGUACAACAAAAAGGUUGUAUUUGCCGCAGCAAACGUUAAACUUGAACGAUUUCAUACAACGCCACGAACAAUUGCGAAGUAUACCAAUCGAUGAUUAUAAUAACGCUGCGCCGCAAAUUCUUAUUGGACUGUCCCAUACAGAUGUAAUAAGAACUAUUGAAACUGUCAACUUGGAUGAUGGUUUUGCAGUCCACAAGACAAUGUUAGGUUGGACAUUAUUUGGAUCGAACGAAUAUCGUUCUAGUGAUGGCACUAUUGGCCACGUCGGUAUUGAAAGCACACAACUUAAUGAGAUUAGCCAACAGAUUACAGAUUAUUUUGCAGCGGAAAAGUUUGAAAUAAAGCAAUUGCCAAGUGUUCGUUCAGAAGCUGAUAUUAGGGCUGAACAGUUAUUACAGCAAACGACAAAGUUUAUAAAUGGUAGAUACGAAACGGGUUUGCUCUGGCAUAAAGACAAUGUAAAAUUUCCCGAAAGUUUCAGUAUGGCUAUGAAACGUUUAGAGCAAAUUGAAACUAGAAUGGCACGAGAGGAAGACUAUGGGGAAUGGUACAAAGCAAAAAUUAGCGAGUACAUUGAAAAGGGAUAUGCAAGGCGGCUUUCCCCUGAUGAAGUUAAUAUUAAUGCUGAUCAUUCAUGGUAUUUACCACAUUUCGCGACAUGUAACGUAAACAAAGGAAACAAACGCAGACUUGUUUUCGACGCCGCAGCAAAAAUUAAUAAUAUGUCGUUGAAUUGUGCUCUUAUGAAAGGGCCAGAGGAGUAUCAACCAAAAUCGCUGUUAGCAAUAUUGUGCAAGUUUAGACAAGGCAAGGUCGCAGUAUCCGGGGAUAUCCGUGAGAUGUUUCACCGGAUCAUGAUCAGGCAAGAAGAUCAAAGCGCUCAGCGAUUUCUUUGGAGGGGGGGCGAUCGAUCAAAAGCCCCUGAUAUUUACGUUAUGUGUGCCAUGAUAUUUGGAUCGAUUAGCUCACCAUGUUCUGCGCAAUUUGUAAAAAAUUUACAUGCAGAAAAAUAUCGUAAUUCGAAUGCAAGAGCUGUCGAUGCCAUUGUUGACCGGCACUAUGUCGACGAUUAUAUGGACAGUUUCGACACUGUCGAAGAAUGUACUAAGGUAACCAAAGAUGUCAUCGAUAUUCAUAGCCGCGCUGGAUUCGAGUUAAGGGGAUUGGCGUCAAACUCAAAUGUCGUCCUGCAAAGUAUAAUACACAAUGCGCAACCGUGUGUGCAACAAAACCAUUGCAUAUGCCGAGGGGAGAGUGCUACCGAAAAGGUGCUUGGUAUGCACUGGAACCCAAACGAGGACCACCUUUUCUUCAAGUUGCUCUUUUCAAAAGUGCCAAAAGCAGUUUUAGACUGUAGUAGGCGCCCAACGAAAGGUGAAAUGCUGAGCGUUACUAUGUCCAUAUUUGAUCCGUUUGGUUUUGCUUGCGGAGUGGUGCUGCGAGCAAAAGUGUUGAUGCAGAGUCUGUGGCACAGGAGCAUAGAUUGGCAUGAGCCAAUCCCUGAAGACAUCUAUAAGAAAUGGCUGCAGUGGUAUAAAAUGUUAAACAACAUCGAAAAUUUUAAAAUGCCAAGAUGCUAUGGAAUACAAUUUUUGAAUCCGAAUGCCGACAUACAACUACAUGUAUUUGUUGAUGCGAGUGAGAUCGCAUUUGCUGCCGUUGCCUUUUGGCGAAUUCACUACGCAAAUGAUACAGACGUCGUAUUCGCUGUAGGUCGAUCCCGGUGCAGCCCGCUGAAGCCAUUGUCCAUUCCAAGACUGGAGCUACAAUCAGCCGUCUUGGGCAUACGAUUGAAGGAAGCUGUCAUCAACAAUCAUGACGUGCAGCCACAUAAGGUAACAUUCUGGUCAGACUCGAAGAUAGUUCUUCAGUGGAUAAGGUCCGACGCCAGGUGCUACAAGCAGUUCGUAGCGCACCGUAUAGCUGAAAUCCUGCAAUCAUCCGAAGCCAGUGAGUGGAGGUGGGUGCCAGGUAAGGACAACCCAGCCGACGAUGCAACGCGUAUAAAACCCUUUUUUCAAAAUUGUAAGUGGUUAAAUGGUCCACCCUUUUUGAAAUUGCAUGAAAGCAAUUGGCCAGCUAUGCCAAACGAUUAUAAUCAUAACGAAUGCCAAGAAGAGAGACGCUCCAAGCAAAUAUAUUCAGUAGCAUUUGCAGAUAUGCUUAUUCCAUUUAACAAGUAUUCGAAUUAUUAUAAGUUUUUAAGGGUAAUGACAUGGGUACGAUAUGCCAUGAUGAAAUUUCGUAAGGUCCCCGUUGGCGACAAUGCGAAUACAUCGAAACUAAUUACCGCGAAUGGAAUUAAGCAAACUGAAUUGCUGAUAUGCCUGUUGGUGCAACAAGAAGUUUUUUUCGACGAAAUUGAGUCUUUGCGCAAAGGUUCGCCAAUUAAGAAAUCCAGCAGUCUCUUCAAGCUGAGCCCAAUGUUGGACAAUGAGGGCAUUCUGAGAUUGGGGGGCCGGAUAGACUACGCCGAAUGCAUCCCUAUGUCGACGAAGCGGCCACUUAUAUUGCCAAGGGGUCAUCCAAUAUCGCGACUCAUAGCCAAGCACUAUCACGAACUUUUCCAUCACCAAAAUUUUGAAGCAGCAAUGUGCGCCAUACGUCGGAAGUUUUGGAUCCCGAGUGCGCGCCGAUUAUUGAGGUCAAUUAAAGCCGAAUGCCAAAUAUGCAAAAAUUUAUCCGCUGUUCCCGAAACGCCACUUAUGGGCCAAAUACCCUGCGACCGAAUCACGCCGUUCGUGCGCCCGUUCACAUAUUCGGGUGUUGACUACUUCGGGCCUGUGCUAGUAGCCAUAGGCCGUCGUCAAGAAAAACGUUGGGUUGCACUUUUCACGUGCCUAACUAUUAGGGCCAUUCAUUUGGAAGUAGCUAGGGACUUGUCAACAGAUGCUGCCAUUAUUGUCUGCCGCAACUUCAUAAACCGGAGAGGAGUACCGGUGCGGCUCAGAAGCGAUAUGGGAACUAAUUUCGUCGGCACAAGCAAAGAAGAUUGGGUAAGCGUUCAAAGUGGUAUGCAAUCGGAGUGUGAUCGUCGAGGUGUAGAUUGGGUCUUCAAUGCGCCUGCCAACCCAUCUGCUGGUGGCGUAUGGGAAAGAAUGGUCAGAAGCGUAAAACGAGUUUUGAUGUUCACACUUAAGGAGCGAGCGCCACAGUUGGAGACGUUACACAGUCUCCUGAUUGAAGCAGAAAAUUUGAUAAAUUCGCGCCCAUUAACACACGUUCCGAUAGAAAGUACAGACGCCGAACCUCUGACGCCCAAUCACCUUUUGUUAGGCUGCGCGAAUGAAGUUCAAACUCCGGCGGUGUCAGAGAAAAUAUGUUUACGAAAGCAGUGGCAUAUAGUGCAGCAACUGAAACAGACCUUUUGGAAGAGGUGGAUACUCGAGUAUCUCCCCACCCUAACCCGGCGUACGAAAUGGUUUAGGAGGGUGAAGCCUAUAGUUGUAGGCGACGUCGUUAUAGUGUGCGACGACAACGAGAGCCGAGGUCAUUGGAAGCGGGGUAUCGUAACAGAAGCAAAACCAGCCGCAGAUGGUCAGGUCAGAUCUGUUUUAGUCAAAACGUCAACAGGUAUUCUGCGGAGACCAGCGUCCAAAAUUGCGGUACUUGACGUUCGUAGUGAUUCUCUCACCAGUGAUGCGAAUCACGGGCGGGAGGAUGUUACUGAUUAAAGCAUUAUACUUUUAUACAAAACUGUA
Molecule: messenger RNA, 4056 nt
Organism: Rhagoletis pomonella (apple maggot)
Lineage: Eukaryota; Metazoa; Arthropoda; Insecta; Diptera; Tephritidae
Biological process (GO): DNA integration
Molecular function (GO): nucleic acid binding
Source: RefSeq, a predicted model, not a curated record